UGUUAAAAGUUUUGCUUCGAGAUGGCACACUUACUUACUCUAUCGGUAUUAACAUCUAUAUUGCUUGCUGGAUAUUUACUAUUUCGUUAUGGUAACAUUCCUCAUCAACAUAUCCUUGUAACUAUAUCGGUAUUGACAGCCUGGUGUUUUUCUUUUCUUAUUGUGUUUACAAUACCACUUGAUGUCACAAAUACUUUGUAUCGUCAAUGUUUACAAGAGCAUAACAGCAAUGGUUUGUUAAUUACAUCUCCGAACCUGAAUAACUUACAUGUGGAGAUUCUCCCAGUCGCUGGCACAGAAUGUCAAGCGCCCUGGGGUAUGAUUCCAGACUCAUUAUUCCCAAAUUUAUGGCGAAUUAUAUAUUGGACAUCACAAUUGCUUACCUGGUUGAUCAUGCCGUUAAUGCAGUCGUACUUAAAAGCUGGCGAUUUUACAAUCAAAGGGAAAUUAAAAUCUGCACUUAUUGAGAAUGCUAUAUAUUACAGUUCCUAUCUAUUCAUAUGCGGGAUUUUGCUAAUAUAUAUAGCAGCAAAAGGUGUAUCUCUAGAUUGGCAGAAACUCAAAGCCAUUGCUUCUUCAGCUUCUAAUACUUGGGGUUUAUUCUUACUAGUGUUAUUGCUUGGAUAUGCGUUAGUUGAAGUGCCUCGUUCACUAUGGAAUAAUGCUAUACCUGGAUUCACUUUGCAAUACGCGUAUUUUAAAGUCGCGAAAUUAAAUUCGAGUAAAGCAGAGGCAGAGGAAAAUGUAGAGGACGUUUUAGAGUCUUUGCAAGGUAUAAGUCGCACCGUUCCAAACAAUCACCAAUUACGCCCCUGUGUGGAAACAAUAUUGCGCAAAGUACCAACAGAGCUUUUGGAACGUGCUGUACGGAACUACACAAGAGGUGGUGGUAGUGGUGGAACCUCAUCAAUUAUACCUUCUGAAAAAGCACUGGUACGGAUUCACAAGCAAGUAAUAAAAUCAUUACAGACCUUAGAACGUAGCGAGUCUCUUUGGAGUGUGCAAGUAGAGAAUGUUUUCUAUCUGGAAGAUGUGUCUCGUAAUAUGCAUUCUCAAGAUCGUCGAUUUAAAUCAGAAUUUCCGCCGCAAAGAACGCAACUAGGCAAAAUUAUGUACAGCCCGUUAAUACAUUGGUAUUGGGAGUGUUUCUGUAAAGCUCAUUUUUUUAAAAUGUUAUUUGUUUUGGCGUCAAUGAUGUCGAUCAUGGUUGUUUGGAGUGAGCUUACUUUUUUUAAUAGACGCCCAGUGCUUUCCAUAUUUGCAAAUGUCAUAAAUUUAGCUAAGUAUAGCUACGAUUUUUUCACUAUCGAACUAUUUUCAAUGAUAGUACUUUGUUAUCUUUUUUACUGCACAUAUUCCACUAUUUUGCGCAUACGUUUUCUUAAUCUAUAUUAUCUGGCACCUCAUCAUCAAACAAACGAGCAUAGCUUAAUUUUUAGUGGCAUGUUAUUGUGCCGAUUGACUCCUCCAAUGUGUCUUAAUUUUCUUGGACUGAUACACAUGGACUCACAUAUUAUUAAAGAGCGCAUUCUUGAAACAUACUACACCCAAAUUAUGGGUCACAUGGAUGUUAUUGGGAUAAUUUCUGAUGGGUUUAACAUUUAUUUCCCAAUGUGUAUGUUGGCCUUUUGUCUCGCUACUUGGUUUAGUUUGGGUAGUCGUGCUUUAAAUGCUAUGGGUUUUCAACAAUUUCUACAAAACGAAACCAUUGCAACCGAGUUGGUUCAAGAGGGAAAAGAUCUAAUAGCAAGAGAGAAAAGACGUCGCCAACGUGUAGAGGAAGCUUUAUCAAGACGUAGGGACCCCACUUCUAUAACAAAUGAAUAUAUUGCUAAAUAUCGCAAUUUAAGUGGAUCCAGCAUACAAGCUGGCGGUUUUGGUGCACACCGUACUCCAACAGAUGGGCUUUUGUGCGAUGGGGAGAGAGUUGGUUACGCGACUGUUUCAACGUCUUUAAACUCUCGAUCGUCACCAUUAACAGUACCUCGCAGUCUAUCCGAAGAAAUUAAUGAACGCUUUGGAUUAAGUACUCAUGUAGAAAUCGGAUUUAAAGGUACCGCGAAUACCUUCGAUCGGAAUGAGACAAUCGAAAGCUCUGAGAACAUGGAAAGACGUAUAGGAUCACCACCUCGUGACCUCUUUGAUGAUGUUUGAACAUUAACUUUUAUUAAAUCCAUCACGAAAAAACCAGUUGAAACGGUAUUUAAAAUAAUCGAAUACCACCUAAUUAAAAUUUUUUAGCAUGCGAGCUAAAAACAAGAUUUUGGUUAGUAUUAUAUAGAAUAAUAAAUACACGCUUACUUAGAUGAUUAACACGAAAAUGUUCGACAUAAUUAGAACAAAUGUUCUAUAUAGAUAAGUAAAUAUUUACGCAUAUAAAAAUAGUUUUAAAUAUGAGCGUAUGAAUAUAAAUGAUUUUAAUUUAUAGGAUAAUAAAAUAUGAAAUUAUAUAUCUACAUAAAGUAUGUGAAGAAAUACUUUACACACUGAAAUAAACAGUAAAAAUU
Messenger RNA from Ceratitis capitata (Mediterranean fruit fly), 2507 nucleotides. Its product is annotated as LMBR1 domain-containing protein 2 homolog. Gene Ontology annotation, cellular component: membrane. Bases 22 to 2154 code for a protein of 710 amino acids. Lineage: Eukaryota; Metazoa; Arthropoda; Insecta; Diptera; Tephritidae. The transcript is spliced from 4 exons. The record is from RefSeq and is a predicted model, not a curated record.